Messenger RNA from Didymodactylos carnosus, 543 nucleotides. Lineage: Eukaryota; Metazoa; Rotifera; Eurotatoria; Philodinida; Philodinidae. The record is from the annotation of a GenBank genome assembly.
AUGAUAAACAGAUUGCAACGUGGGCGAACUACGCCAUUAAACUCUACAAGUGGAGGAGCAACCGCAACAGCAUCUCCAUCAACUUCACUUCAUCUCUCUGCUCAAGAAUCUGAUCAAGCUUUCCUUGAACGUUUGCGAGUGAAAGAAAUAAUAUCGGAUGCAAUUCUUAACGUAGCAAGAUGUAAACCUGAUGAUCCAAUUGAUUUUUUGUACAAUUAUUUUGAUGCUCAAUGUCAAACCAAACCAUUCGAUCGCGUCCUCACUCGUCUGAGAUUGGCUGAUCCCAAACAUUCCUCGUUCGAAUUAUUAUUGACAGAACUCUAUCAGAGUCUUACAAAUGUUACGACAGAUGUUGUUCUCAACGGUGAUUUAUACAACAAAUUAAUCGGAAAUUUAGCCAACACAAUAACAAUUAACGAACAUCGUUUAUCAUUAUUAGCCAAUAUUCAUUUAAGACCGAAUGAUCCAGUUAGUUUAAACGUGUUUAGUCACGGAAUACGUGCUAUACUUCUUUACAAAGGUUGGUACUUCGAAGGUCAAUAG